Messenger RNA from Epinephelus fuscoguttatus (brown-marbled grouper), 7109 nucleotides. RefSeq names its product forkhead box P1b (gene foxp1b). Gene Ontology annotation, biological process: regulation of transcription by RNA polymerase II. The coding region runs from base 592 to 2670 and encodes 692 amino acids. The record is from RefSeq and is a predicted model, not a curated record. Gene Ontology annotation, cellular component: nucleus. NCBI's taxonomy places the organism in Eukaryota, Metazoa, Chordata, Actinopteri, Perciformes, Serranidae. The transcript has 21 exons. Gene Ontology annotation, molecular function: RNA polymerase II cis-regulatory region sequence-specific DNA binding; DNA-binding transcription repressor activity, RNA polymerase II-specific.
ACUAAGUGCUACUGAAUUGUACUUGUGACUAUGAUGUUUCUAUGAAGGAUCUGCGAUGCAAUGAACGUUGUUUACCAAAGCAGGUGGAUAUGACGUCACGGACUUGGGACAUCAAAACAACAACAUCCAAAUCCGCGAUUCUUCCUUUUUUUCCUCCUUCUUUGCUCGCCGUGUUAAAAUCUAAUAACAACAUUAAGAGAGGAGCUCGUGCCUUUCUCCGCGAGGCAGACCGGCAGGCAGCGAGUGUGAAACUCCACAUUUUGCUCCUUUCUCGACGCCCUCGGCGUUCUCGGUACACAAGCUCUCGCGUGCACGGGGUCGUUAUCGCAUACUAGCAAAUCGGUACCCUCCGCGUGCGCCUGUUAGCUGCUGUAAAGCGUUUUCCAUUCUGUGGUCCUGCCCUCAAGACUGUGAGCUGAAUUCUGAUUGGGGGAAUGGAGUGCCAAUCUGUCCUGCACCAGUGAUCAGGCCAGGAGACUCCAGUGGUGACAUCCUGUGGAGCCAGAGAUCAAAGGCAAGGAGGCUGUUUCACCACCGCUGGAACUGAAGAUUGCUUUAAAUAAGCAAGCCCUUGUAGAAGGUUUUUAAGUCAUGAUGCAAGAAUCUGGGACGGAGGCGACGAGCAACGGACCAGCCAAUCAGAAUGGAGGAGCAAGCGUGGAGGGCGGGCCCAGGGAGGGACGACCCAAGAGCGCCACGCCGUCCGUGGAGGUGACUGCAGCUGACCUCCUGCAUCUCCAGCAGCACCAGGCUCUCCAAGUGGCUCGACAGAUACUCCUCCAGCAGCAGCAGCAGCAGCAGCAGCAGCAACAGCAGCAGCAGCAGCAGCAGCAUCCCCCAUCACAGCAACUGCAGUCUCAACCAAACACUGGCCGCAAAUCCCCCAAAGCCAACGACAAGCAGCACAGCCUACAGGUUCCAGUUUCAGUGGCUAUGAUGACACCUCAAGUGAUAACUCCACAGCAGAUGCAGCAAAUUCUUCAGCAGCAAGUCCUGAGCCCUCAGCAGCUCCAGGUUCUCCUCCAGCAGCAACAGGCCCUCAUGUUACAGCAGCAGCAACUCCAAGAGUUCUACAAAAAGCAGCAGGAACAGCUCCACCUCCAGCUUUUACAGCAGCAGCAGCAGCAGCAGCAUGCAGGCAGCAAGCAGAGUAAAGAGCAGCAGGUGUCAGCACAGCAGUUGGCCUUCCAGCAGCAGCUCCUGCAGGUCCAGCAGGUCCAGCAGCAGCAUCUGCUCAACCUCCAGAGGCAGGGGCUGCUCACAAUCCAGCCUGGACAGACCGGCCUGCCACUGCACUCCCUCACUCAGGGCAUGAUUCCAGCCGAGCUGCAGCAACUGUGGAAGGAGGUGACAAAUGCUCACGUGAAGGAGGAGCACAACAACAGCAGCAGCAACAACGGCCACCGGGGCCUUGACCUGUCCUCCCCGGCACCGCCAAAGAACCCACUCCUCAACCAGCAUGCCUCCACCAACGGGCAGUACAUGAGUCACAAGAGAGAAGGAUCCACGCUAGAAGAGCAUUCCCCCCACAGUCACCCUCUGUACGGUCACGGUGUUUGCAAGUGGCCUGGAUGUGAGGCGGUCUUCGAUGAUUUCCAUUCAUUCCUCAAGCAUCUUAACAAUGAGCACGCCCUGGAUGACAGGAGCACGGCCCAGUGUCGGGUGCAAAUGCAGGUCGUACAACAGCUGGAGCUGCAGCUAGCAAAAGACAAAGAGCGUCUGCAAGCUAUGAUGACGCACCUUCAUGUCAAGUCCACGGAGCCCAAAGCCACCCCACAGCCGCUCAACUUGGUGUCCAACGUCACGUUGUCCAAAUCGGCCCCUGAGGCGUCUCCUCCUUUGAGCCUUCCCCAGACCCCCACCACGCCCACAGCACCCCUCACACCCCUGUCCCAGACCCACUCCGUCAUCACAGCCAACAGCCUCCACAGCGUGGGCCCCAUGCGACGGCGCUACUCAGAAAAAUACAACAUGCCCAUCUCUCCAGAUCUCAGUCAGAACAAAGAGUUUUACAUGAAUGCAGAUGUUAGACCGCCGUUCACGUACGCCUCACUAAUAAGACAGGCAAUCCUCGAAUCUCCAGAAAAGCAGCUAACACUAAACGAAAUCUACAACUGGUUCACACGAAUGUUUGCAUAUUUUAGGCGCAACGCAGCGACGUGGAAGAAUGCAGUCCGGCAUAAUCUUAGUCUUCACAAGUGUUUUGUGCGAGUAGAAAACGUAAAAGGGGCUGUGUGGACAGUCGACGAAAUAGAGUUCCAAAAGAGACGGCCUCAAAAGAUCAGUGGAAGUCCAGCCUUAGUGAAGAACAUUCAGACCAGCUUGGGCUAUGGUCCGACCCUCUCUGCUGCCUUCCAGGCUUCAAUGGCAGAAAACAACAUACCUCUAUACACUACUGCUUCCAUUGGAAGUCCCACCCUCAACUCCCUGGCUAACGCCAUCCGCGAGGAGAUGAAUGGAGCGAUGGACCAUGGAAACAGCAAUGGCAGUGACAGCAGCCCGGGACGCUCGCCCCUGCCAGCUAUGCAUCACAUCAGCGUUAAGGAGGAACCACUGGACCCCGAAGACCACGAAGGGCCCCUCUCCCUGGUAACAACCGCCAAUCACAGUCCGGAUUUCGAUCACCACAGAGAUUACGAUGACGACCAGGGCCACGACGACAUGCUGUAAGGCUAGCGCCGCCCCCUCUCCCCAGCCUCAGAGGCAGAGGCAGUCUGGGUCAUCUGGGAGACGGAAAUGCUCCGCAGAUAACAAACACUGAACUGCAGUCUCAGCCACUGAUGAUGACAGCACUCAAAUGUCUCCGAGUUAACUUUUUAGUGCCAUUACAACACAUAGCAAGAACACACACAUGAGAAAAACACACACACCCCACAUGAGGGAUUUUUUUUCUGAUUACUUUCUACUUUUGAUUUAAGUAAAACUUUAUUUCUACUCAUGUGCGGGAUGGACUUGUUUGGUACGGGGGGCGUUCGCGGUCAGAGACCCUCGCCGUGCAGCCAGGACGGACUGCACCCAGCGGACUGCAAGAGGGGUUGUGUCUCUACCCCCUCCCACCCCUCUGCUCUCUCUCCCUCCCUCUCUCUCAGACACACACAUCUGACCACAAACUCAAGAGAGAGAGAGUGACUGACGUUUAAUUUACACCGCGUGUGAGAACGGAGCGAGUGCGGACUUCUGUUCAUUGUCACUGCCUUCAACACUUCUCAUUGGUUUGAUUCCAUCUAUAGUGGGAGGGAUGUUUUUAUUUGGGUGUAUUUUUUGUGUUGGGGGGUGAGAGGUUUAAAUAUCAACAUAAUGUGUCUUUUUCCAUUCAAUGCUGUUAUUGAUGUUGCGUCUUUUUUGUUUUUAUGAUUUCUUUAAACUGAUCAGACCUCAUGCCCAUGCUGUGGAGAUUCUGUGUGGUCAGCACUUGAUGAUGAAUGUUUAUGAUUUCCUUUCAUGUUGUUCUUUUAAGACACACACACAUGAAGCCGAAUGUCACAUACCAAGUAGUGUUUUUCUGUCAUUUAUUCCACAAUCUUCUAAAGAAAAGAAAAAAAAGUCACCACUCUGACGUGUAGCCGCCCCCUCACCCCCUCCUUCAUCCCCCUCCCCCUCCUCCACCCCCUCCUCCUGCUCAUGAAGUCCAUUGGCAAUGCACUACUCGUAAUGAAGGCUCUCUCCACGCAUCAAUGAAGUUUAAUUUAAGAUGCGAAUGAAUGACAGAGAAAUCAUGCAGGUUAUGAUUUAUCCUUAUGAAAUUAUACUUUAAAACAGCCCCUCACGGCAGAGCAUGUCGAGCCGCAACAGAAUUUCUGAUCACCCACAAGCUCUGGGGUUUUUUUUUUUUAAAAAAGCAAAAUGAAAAUGUCAGGUGUGCGCCGGAGAGAUAAUGAUUUAGACCAACUAAUUGUGAUUCCUGAACACAACCGUCAUUGUUAAUCAAACGUGUCUGCUUUUCCACGCUGUAAUUUCAUUCAGCGCUCCGAGAUAAACGUGCAUUCCCUGUAGUUUUAUUUGUAUCGCGCGCAUGACCAGUUUUAAGUUUCAGUCGAGUGUUGAAAAUUGCACGCCGGAUGAAACGCUCGUUUUCUUUCAUAAAGGGUGUUAAAAAAAAAAAAAGAAAUCACCAAGACCUGCAAUAAGACCUGAACAUUGCACAUUCCAGCAUUUGACAGCCAUCGUAAAGGGCCCAAACAUACAGUACAUUUAGGGAGUGUGGAUGCCUCGACGUUCAAUGUCACCCAAAAAGCCAAUAGUUGUAGUCCACAGCAUUGAACUGAGUGGAAUCCACAUGUGGUUUUUAUGAUGCAGCAACAACAAAUUCCAGCAUUGGUAGGGAGUUAAAUUUUACAGAGACCACGAAUUUCAAGACUGCAAUCAACCACUUUUAAUUUUUAUUUAUUAUUAUUAUUAUUUUAUGUUUUAUUUGGCUUUUUUAUGUGUUUGAAUAUCUUGUUCUGUGACUACCAAAGAUAAACUACAAAGUCAAUGUUGUGUGUUCCAUGCAAUAGCAGAUAAGGCCAAAUAUCUCCCCUCCAUUCUCUCCCAUCGGACGAUCCAAGCAGCUGCAAUGGAGCCGGUGGCAGACAGAAUCGAGGGAAACGCUCCUCAAACUGGUGUUUUCAUUCAUUUUUUUUUUCUUUAUAAAAACCAAAGGGGAUGUCUCGACCAGGACAGCUGCAGUCAUGUUUGCAGUGACCAAAACUGAAUGGGAGGCGCUGACAGUCUGACUACACGAUGACCAAAUUAGGGAAACUUUUUUUUUGUCUUUGGGCCAGUGAGUGGAAAAGGGAGCUUUUUCUUUUUUCUUUCUUGGGUCAGGAGCAGAUUUGUGUGCAACAUAAAGGGUAUGUAGAUAAAGUGGAAAAAAAUAUACUGGUAAAUGGGAAAAGCUUUGCAGAGAACAAUGUGAAACGGAUUCUAUACUUCAACUGGACCACACAAUGAUUCAAUGUUUCUUUUAUUCCUUAUUCAUUUGUAUCCUUUGAAAUGAUUGUAUGCCACUUCUUAGGGGUCUUUUUGGCGAGACUUUAUGAUUGUGUUUUAGUUUCUGUCAACUUAUUACUUUUUAUAUUAAAAAAACACUCCUGUCAACUAAUAAGCUGGGUACAAGGUACUUUAUGGCAGUUAUUGUUAUUUUAUUUUGUUAAGUUCACCGCUCAUUAACUAAGAAAAAAAAGGAAAAGGGCAAUCUGUGGUUUCCAGAAGUUGUAUUUAAUAUCCAGGCAGCUGUGGGAUGGGUCAGUUACAGCCGGGCUAGGAUCGUGAGAACAGGGCCGAGCUCAUCCACAAACCCCCAGUCAUCUGGCUGGUUUGUUUGGUAUUCGAAAAGGAGGAAAAGCGCUGGUAGAUUAGAACAUUCUCAGCAUGUGUAGCUUGACAUUACUAAAGAUAACAGCAUGAGAAAACCGUUUGUACGCAUACCUCAGUUCAAACCUAUAGGGAAUGAUUCAAUUAAACGAGAAAAUAAAUAAACAUUUCACUCAGUUGCACUUAGUUGUACGUCUUGCAUGUGUAGUCUGAUAUUGUAGAGAGAAAACUACAAAAAAAGAGAAAAAAAGAAAAUGAAAUUAGAGCUUGUUUAUCUUAAGGGUUUCAUCCUUUUUUUUUUUUUCUUGCCAAACCAAUCCAAACCUCAGGCCUUUUGUUCACGGAAACAUCACCCAGCUGUGUGUGGCACCAUUCAUCCUGUCAAAGUCUGUUCUCUGAUGGGUUGUUUUAAGGGCGUUCCAAUAUUAGGUUGUACAUACAUGUCGGUAUAGCCUUUGUCUUUUUCCUGUCUUUUCCUCUCUCUCUCUUUCUCUUUUUAUUUUAAGAUCAAAAAAUACAUUUGUGUUAUGAUGUUUGCUUUAUCGCAACUGCUUUGUAUUAACUAUGAAAUAGCUAUGAGAAAAACUGCUGUAUGUAUUGGAAUAGCAAACUGUGCUGCAAAUGUAUUUUACUUAGUAAUCCUUGCUUUAAAAAAAAAAAAAAAAAGAAAAGAAAAAAAAAAUCACAUCAUCCACGCAGACAUCUGGGUGAGCUGGGCAGGGGCAGGCUGGGGGGGAUCGGGAUUAUCCCCGAUUUUGGAUUUUAAACUGUAAUAUAGAAAACAGACUUUUCUCUGUUAUCAUUGACCUAAGCAUUUUGUACAGAUUUUUUUUCCCUCUUUGUGUUAAGCUGUUUUUUGAUACUUCCUUUUGAUGGUCCAACCACUGCCUUCUGUGGCUGUAUGUUAAAGAUUACUGCUCUGAGAAAAGGGCAGACAGGUAUAUUUCCUCUACAAGACGGAGAUAUCUUGCAUGACUAAUCCCAGGGUCACAGAGAUGGGGGGGAUGGGGGAUAUGUUUUAAGUGGUCAGUAAUAAUAUAAGGGUGUAUCAAUCUAAUGAUAUUUUAUAUGAAAUUAAUAGGAAAAAGAAAAAAAUAUGCAGUGCCAAGAUGUAAAGAAUAUUGUUAAAUGCUGUUUUCUCUUUUUGUUUGAAAAGUUCAUUUCACUCGCGCAUCAAAGAUGUGUCCUUCUCAUCCGUGUCAUAAAGGUAAAAUCACACACUUUGUUUUGGCAUCAAGAUAUUUAUAUUUUUAUCUCAAGGGUCAUUGUAAAUGAGUCAAACCAAGCACAGCAGGCAGGUCAAAGGUCAGACGCAGCUGGAGACUUAACGUCCUGCAAACUGCGGCCGCGUGGCAUCGGAUCCCCCCAACAUCACACACUGGCACCCGAGCUAAAGACGCCAUUGUUUCAUCCAUCACCAACCAUCCAGCCCGCUGUCAUUCCGUCCCCCUCUCUCACUCCUCUCUCGCACCACGCUUUGGUUUUCUCCAGAUGGAGGGGGAAGGAGGGAGAGAGGAGGGGAAAGGAGGGAGGGGGGAGGGGGGGCAGCCCAGGAGCUGUCACGGUGCUCUCAUCCUGCAGCAGCUUUUCUUUUUUUUUCUCUUUCUUUUUUCUUUGAAGAUGUACUCUGUAGUUUCUUUUGCCUGUUUUUUUUUUUUUUUUAUAGAGAAAUAUUAUUGCUCAUCACUUCCAUCAGUCUGUAACCUCCUCAUCAUUCCUUGUCUGUCUGAUGCAGACCACUCUGUUGUAGUCAGUGGCGAUGACUGACGUGAGCAUUCUAAACAUGCAAUAAAAUGCUGGUUGUUCAGAUCGUU